This is a messenger RNA of Aspergillus aculeatinus CBS 121060, 1041 nucleotides long. RefSeq lists its product as uncharacterized. The transcript has 2 exons. Bases 1 to 1041 code for a protein of 346 amino acids. The record is from RefSeq and is a predicted model, not a curated record. Lineage: Eukaryota; Fungi; Ascomycota; Eurotiomycetes; Eurotiales; Aspergillaceae.
AUGGACUUAAAUAGUAACUCACAUGCUGCUGGACCUGCGCUCCCCACUCUAGCCCACAAUUUGCUGUUAUCCGACAAAGCAAGCAGCAGUAGUCAGCAGUCCGUGGACGACAUAGAUUCGAGUCAUACGCCACACCAGACAGAGUCCUGGAACCUCUACGCAGAUAUCAAUGCUGGAUUGCAAGCAUCCCCGGAGAGUGCAUUCCGCGCUGGCUCUGUGAUCGGUUUCUCGCGGCUCCGAAGCAAGAGCAACGAGGAUACGGAAGAUGAUGAAUAUUUAAGCCAGCUUCCUCGAGCCCUCCUCACAGCCCACUUAGUUCGCCAAGCCCAAACCCUCAACGCACCCAACUCAACGGCUGUCUAUAUCGUCCACCCAGCCACAUUCAACGCCUUCUCCCCCAGAAGACUCCUCGCCUCCCUGCUCAACACCACCACCAUCACCACCACCACCAACCGCCAAGUCUUGACACGCGACGCCGCGAUCGCCUGCCUCGACCGCGUCCAACUCUUCCCCGUCUUCGACCUCUACGCCGCAUUACAAGCCAUCCACGAAAUCAGCUCAGCCGUAGCAUCAUCCGCCGCAGGCCGCAACUCCCUGCAGCCCAACAAAGCCAUCGUCCUCGUCGCCGGCCUCGACACCCUCGCCGAGGGUGUCGUGCGCACAUCCAACGCCGCGCGAGGCGCGGCCGCCCUGACGGCCGCCCUACGGACAUUGACACACCUGACCCGCACUGGUCCUGCAGCGGUCUCGGUGCUGCUGGUCAAUACGAGUGGACUGGGGACAGCGGCCGCCAAUGCUGACUAUGCGAGUGGGUCGAUCGCAAUGCAGGAUGAGGCCAGCAGUUGGGAAAGUGGGGUUCGGUCUGCAUUUGGCGCAAAUGGGGCGAGCCUAUUUCCGAGCUUGUUGAUGCGGACGUUGGACCAGGGACUUGAUACGCAUAUCCUAGUGUCGACUACUAAGGGGUCGGGGGUGGUAGUCGAGGUUAUCAAGGACCGGUUGGGCGAGGGGAUCGGGAAGUGGUGUGUUUGGAAGAGCAUUUGA